This is a messenger RNA of Exophiala aquamarina CBS 119918, 1581 nucleotides long. RefSeq lists its product as uncharacterized. The record is from RefSeq and is a predicted model, not a curated record. Gene Ontology annotation, molecular function: DNA-binding transcription factor activity, RNA polymerase II-specific; zinc ion binding. Gene Ontology annotation, biological process: regulation of DNA-templated transcription. Lineage: Eukaryota; Fungi; Ascomycota; Eurotiomycetes; Chaetothyriales; Herpotrichiellaceae. The transcript is spliced from 5 exons. Bases 1 to 1581 code for a protein of 526 amino acids.
AUGGUCUACCCAGGCCAUCCCAGUCGUGGCUGUUUCGCGUGCCGGCGGAAGAAAGUCAAGUGUGAUGAGGCAAAACCGCAGUGCAAUCGGUGCACCCGGGUUGGGAAGAUCUGCCCGGGAUACAGAGCGGACAGCGAACUAUCGUUUCGGUUCGUCAAGGUGCUUAGAUCAGAUGACUCCUCCUCCAAUGCAAGCUCUCGAUCAAGUCCUGAUCGCCAAUUCAAAAACAAUGGAGGAGCUUUAGCCAUACCAGGCGCUGAUUUUGGCUUCCAGGACGACUCAUUCUCCAACGGCUCACAGAGGGCAUGGGAGACCUCCAACGGGGACUUCGAUUUCCAAACUCCGAUCAUCCAACCGUUACUGCUCCCCUGGGCGCACCUGGCGCUGCCUCUCUUCAUCAAUUUAUACUCGACCUCUUCCGUACAGGAUCCCAAGCAAGGCUUGCUCACAUUCUUGCCCAGCUUGUAUGCGAACUCGAAUCCAGGUUCCCCCCUCCACCUGGCCGUCAGUGCAGCAACCGAUGCAAACGCGGUGCGGAAAUUGACGGAUCUUGAAGCGAUACAUCAAGCUCGUCGAACACAUGUCAAGGCAUUGGUCGCCGUGCAGAAAGCCAUUGAGGACCCUCAAGAGGUCACCAAGGAUACCACAUUGUGCUCGCUGUUUAUUCUGACACUCUUUGAGUAUAUCAGCGGCGAUACAAUGGAAGCCCAUGGGUCGCAUAUUGCCGGGUAUGAGGCACUGCUAGAUCUUCGAUCCCGCAGUACAAAUCAUGAGUCACAGGAAUACGCGUUGGAUCUUUCAGUGGCAACACAGAUCGUUGUCAAGCACCUCCGAAGUCGAACCGCACCCAAGCCGCGAACGAUCCAGAUCCUAGAAGGUCUCGACAAAUCCGACCCCAGCACGGUCGCCAUACAGAUAAACCUUAUGGUAGCACAGUACAAUAACCAGAUCGACACUCUAGUGGAGGCCGCCGUGCAAGCUGAGCAAGCCCACCCUGGUGCCGGAACAGCGACACCCGCGAUGAAGCUUCUGUACAGCUCCAUCCUCCAUGGUGAGCAGCUCGACUCGCAAGCACACACCUGGCCGGAUACCCUGGCGGAGCCAGGCUACGCCUACCAACCAGCAAUGCAACCACUCUCCGGCUGGCCCGGCCCAUUCGACGUCUACACGGCACUCGGCGUCGCCAACGACUGGAACAUGGUGCGAUGCGCGCGGAUCAUGCUGCUGAUGUCAAUCGUCAAAUGUUGCCGGUUCCUGCGCGAAGCAAGCUACGGUUCUGUUGAAACAGAAGAAGCGUUCGAAAGAUCCAAAUCCAAAAUCGCCACGCUUCUCGAUGACAUCGUCGCAAGCUUGCCCUACUGUUUGGGACGAGGUGAUGCGAAGUGGAACCUACCGGUGUCCGGAAUCGGGACAAGCGGGUUCGCGCUGCUGUGGCCGACAGGGAUAUUAUUAAGGUGCCCUUUUGCGAGGCCGGAACAGAAGGCGAAGGCACUGGAGAUGAUCGAGUAUAUCGGGGUUUCGUUGGGGUUGCAGCGGGCGUUGUUUUUGAAGGAGAAUUGGGAACGGGGCGUGUUUAGAUAA